This is a messenger RNA of Loxodonta africana (African savanna elephant), 7170 nucleotides long. It is a transcript of the gene NT5DC3, whose product is annotated as 5'-nucleotidase domain containing 3. Gene Ontology annotation, molecular function: 5'-nucleotidase activity. Bases 1 to 1635 code for a protein of 544 amino acids. The record is from RefSeq and is a predicted model, not a curated record. The transcript is spliced from 14 exons. NCBI's taxonomy places the organism in Eukaryota, Metazoa, Chordata, Mammalia, Proboscidea, Elephantidae.
AUGGCCACGGCGGCGGUGGCGGCCCGUGGGGCCGGGGCGAGGGUGGCGGCGGCCUUGCGGGGCGGCUGCGGGAGUGCAGCCCGGGGUCGGCCGCGCGCGGGCACCGCACGGCCCUUGUGCACAGCACCCGGAACCGCUCCGGACUUGAAGCGCUACCUGUGGGAGCGCUACCGGGAGGCGAAGAGAAACACGGAAGAUUUGAUUCCUUCAAUUAUGAGCAACCUGUUGAAUCCAGAUGCCAUUUUCUCCAACAAUGAAAUGAGCCUGUCGGAUAUUGAGAUCUAUGGUUUUGAUUAUGAUUACACUUUGGUGUUUUAUUCAAAGCACCUCCACACAUUGAUAUUUAAUGCUGCUCGGGACCUUCUCAUCAACGAACACCGGUACCCUGCAGAAAUCAGGAAGUAUGAGUAUGACCCAAAUUUUGCAAUUCGUGGACUUCAUUAUGAUGUACAGCGGGCCAUCUUGAUGAAGAUUGAUGCUUUUCAUUACAUCCAGCUGGGAACUGUCUACAGGGGUCUCAGUGUUGUCCCUGAUGAAGAAGUCAUUGAAAUGUACGAGGGAUCCCACGUGCCCUUGGAACAGAUGAGUGACUUUUAUGGAAAGAGUUCUCAUGGAAACACCAUGAAGCAGUUCAUGGACAUCUUCUCCCUGCCGGAGAUGACCCUCUUGUCCUGCGUGAACGAACACUUUCUGAAAAACAACAUAGACUACGAACCUGUCCAUCUCUACAAAGAUGUCAAGGAUUCAAUUCGUGAUGUCCACAUCAAAGGAAUAAUGUACAGAGCAAUUGAAGCAGAUAUUGAAAAAUAUAUCUGCUAUGCCGAGCAGACACGUGCAGUAUUGGCCAAGCUGGCAGAUCACGGCAAGAAGAUGUUCCUCGUCACCAACAGCCCCAGUAGCUUUGUGGACAAAGGGAUGAGCUAUAUUGUUGGCAAAGACUGGAGGGACCUGUUUGAUGUGGUCAUUGUUCAGGCUGAGAAGCCCAACUUCUUUAAUGAUAAGCGGAGACCUUUCCGAAAAGUAAACGAGAAAGGUGUCUUACUCUGGGAUAAAAUCUACAAGUUGCAGAAAGGCCAGAUUUACAAGCAGGGCAAUUUAUAUGAAUUUUUGAAACUUACUGGAUGGAGAGGAUCCAAAGUACUGUAUUUUGGCGACCAUAUAUACAGUGACCUGGCGGAUUUGACCCUAAAGCAUGGCUGGCGAACGGGUGCAAUUAUCCCAGAAUUAAGGUCCGAGCUCAAAAUCAUGAACACGGAGCAGUACAUCCAGACCAUGACCUGGCUGCAGACCUUGACUGGGCUCUUGGAGCAGAUGCAGGUUCACCGAGACGCCGAGUCACAGCUGGUUUUGCAGGAGUGGAAAAAGGAGAGAAAGGAGAUGAGAGAAAUGACCAAAAGUUUCUUCAAUGCCCAGUUUGGAAGCCUGUUCCGCACAGACCAGAACCCAACCUACUUCCUGAGGCGCCUGUCCCGGUUUGCCGACAUCUACAUGGCGUCUCUGAGCUGCCUCUUGAACUACGAUGUCAACCACACCUUCUACCCCAGGAGGACGCCUCUGCAGCACGAACUUCCCGCGUGGGCUGACAGGACCUCCACCUUCAGAGUCCCCCUCCUGCAGGAGGCCCAGGCCAAGUAACCAAGUGUCCAACGGUGGGAAAAGCCAGAAUCAAUGAGAGCCUCAGAUUAUUGAGUGGACAUGGUGGGGUUGACUUUGUGUGAGUCUGAGUGUUGCUUUCUGAAAAGAUACAAGUAUGCUUUUUGAUAUUUCUAUUGUACUUUCUGGAGAAUACGCCCCAGGUUGUUGAGGCAGGAGCUAGCCGUCCACUGGCCCCGCCUGCCUCUGCACGUCCUGUUAAAAUAGGGCUGAAGGGCGAGCUUCAUAUUGAAACUCUGUAUGAUUCAGCCUUGUGGUUUGCUAGGAAACUGCAACACAUGUCUGCUUUUCUGGGACAGGUGAGCCCUCUUGAUGCCGUGUACAUGUUCCAGCUGGCUAAGUUUUGAAACUGUUCUUGACUCUUGGGUGGAAAAUGUACUGAACACUUGCACGCAGUGUGCCGGGAACCGCAGGGGCAUGAAGCAAGCUGUUUGCAGAAAGCUUAUAAUUUCGUGUGUUCUGCAGUAGCAUAAUGCUGCAGUAAGUCACAAAGAGGAUCUCCAAACAGAAGCUAAUUCCCAAAUCGUUAGGUACCAAGACUGGCAUUCUAGCCUGUUCUUCAAAGCAAACUCAGCCUCCCUGGAAGGACUUAGCGAGAAGGAGCAAGAAAAGCUGCAACUCCAUUAACCUCUUGUCUUCAGUGGUCUACUUCUCUCCUACCCUAAGCUGGAAAGGACAGAUGUAUAAUGAGUGUUGGGUGGAUUCCCUGUUUUUCCCAGGAAUGGAAGGUGAGGACACAAAAUCCCUGGUUAAAAUCUCUUUCCAGGUAGUGGGGCAGACUUUCUAGAAUAAGGCUGCCAGAAACCAGCAGGAUCAGAAGAGCCAAAAUUUUUGAGGAAGGUCUCCCAGGAGUAUAUUAAACCUGAAACAGGGACCCAAGUGUUGGUUUAAUGUGCUCAUUGGAGGAAGGACAAUGGAACGUGGCACCUGCUGGGUCAUAUUGGACUCUUGUUGAAACGUAUGGGCUACUGGUGGUCAUCGUCUCUGGAGGGAAUCACAUGGAUGCCUGCCUCUCUCUCAUGAGUUGUCCAGGGAGCAGAGGUGCUGAGUUCAGUAGGGGGAGGAAGGAGGUGGCCAUCGCCUCUUAGCCAUCCCCAACCCUCUCUCCCCUUAGAUUUUUCUCCUGCAGUGUUUGGGUGGCUUUCUUUGGUGUUUGGCAUGUUUAAGAUGGUAGGUAAUAAAGGUCCUUGAAGUUAAGAGAAAAGAAUUAGAGAUGAUCUUGCUAAGUGAACUUUUUUCCUUCUAGGGACAAUACAAGUAGCGUAUAUUCUUGACCCUGAGGAAGGGUGGCAGAUCCCUGAAGGGGCUUCUGGAGAAUGCUUGCUCGUUCAGCAGUUUUUACUGUAAUGAGUUUAUUGUAACCAGCUAGUGACAGAAUGCCAGCUUGGCAGUUCAUAGGCUACCUGCCAAACACAGAAAUUAAACUGGUGAGUUAUAGUGCAUCUUUUGUAAUGCUGCUUGUUACAAUGAAAUUGUGCAGUGGUAUGUUGUUGUGUUUAACUAUAAUGGUGACGGUGGCCCCUUAGACCCAGAUAGGCUCCCUUUUAUCCCCUCUAGAUUUUGUUGUAAGCAAGAUAAGGCGCAGCAAUCCAUUUGUUUGUCUGUUCCUCAGUGUUUUAAGCAGCAGUGCGUUGGAGAGUGGUGUUCAGUGGGUGAGGGUCAGUGCCCAGAACUUCUUGGUAUCAGGGUCCUAAAAAGAUGUGCUGGUGCUCUGGGCCUAGAAUUUCUGCUUUGGAGCAGCAGAGUGAGGAAGUGGCUUUUUUUUUUUUUUUUUUUAAUUCUUGGUUUUUAUCUAAUCACACUAUUCAUUGGGUGUCUACUAGGUGCCAGUUGUAGGAUGUUCUUUUACUCAGGAGGAAAGUAGAGCUAUUUAAAAAACCUGUUUACAUGGAUGUCUGGGUUAGGUGACCCAAGCCUUGGGGGAGAAAUACAUUUUUGGGGUAAGAAUAGUGAAUUUUACUGCCGUUAAGGAGGGUGUCAGCCUCCGGGCGGUUGAGCUUGGCAGUACUGAGAUCUGUCAUGUGGUGGCCUUGUCUCAGAAGGGUCCACUGAGUGUGUCCCUGGUGGACAGCAAACCAUGGCCAGCCACGUGAGUCAGGGCAGCCAUUAAGUCUAGCAGGGACAGAGGUGUUCUCCUACUUAGCGACCCAGCUGGGAUUUUGGCGCCCUGAUCUGGGCAUUUCGCUCUCACCAGCUAUUGUCUGCUGUGUGCAUUGAUGAAAGCAUAUUGGAACAUGGGAAAUGAAUCUAUUUUCUACCAUUUAAAAAAGCAAUUUGGAAAGUGAACGGAAUAAAAUUAGUUUGCACAUUUAACAGAUCAUCGUCUUUAGCAUUGGUUAGAUUGAUUUUCUAAGAAUGAUGUGAAAACAAAUCCUUAGUCCAGUGGCCAGCCGUGGCAGCUCACCAAGGCUCGUGGUCACCGCGGCAGGCUGCCUUGGAACGGGCCCGCACAGCUGAAGCUUCCUAAAGUUGCGUUUAGAGAUGAAACCUGGCUGUAAAAAAAAUUUAGGUGUUUGGCUUAUAGCUCCUAGUUUCCUCCUAACAUUCCCCCCCCCCCUUUUAAAUUAUCUUCAGCUUCAUUUUCUGAUGUAACAUUAAUGCCAUGUAAUCACCUUUGUUGAUCUGAGCACGUUUCAGACUAAAUUACUAGUUACUUUGAACGCAUUGGCCCUGGUAAUUAUUGCAAAGGAGAAAUGAAAAGUAAUUUCCUUUUAGCUAGUUUAGCUUUGGAUGAACUAAAUGGGUUCUCCUGUCUCCUCCCAAAAGACGUUUUAAGCUGCAGAGAGUGUGCUAACUACUGGAAUUGAAUUCCACUGUCCCGAAUGCUCCUUUGCUGCCAAAGAACCACUUGGGAGCCUUUCAUCUAGAACGCUCUAAGACUAAAUCUGGCCAGAGGCAAGGUUCCUUGAUUGUUCUAUUUAAGUACUAAGAGAGCCUAUGUUUUACCGUCUUAAUUCUGAUUUCCAACUUCUCUUUGUCUUUUCUUGCCUUAGCAUUUGGGAGCCUGACAAAGUUCAGUUAACCUUUGACAUCACUAGUGUGUUAGGGAAAAAAAGCAAGUUUAGUUUCUCUAAUGCAGAGUUUGGCAAACUUUCCCUGUAAAGGGCUAGCUAAUAAGUAUUUUUGACUUUGCUGGCCAUUCUCUGUUGCAACUACUCAAGAAAGGGGUAUGGCUGAGUUCUGUUCAAACUUUAUUUACAAAAACAGGCAGCAGAUGGGAUUUGGUCCUUGGGCCAUCGUGUGCCCUUGCUCUAAUGGGUUGUGUUGGUGUCAAUGGCAAGAGUUCUCUGCCGAAAGCCUGUAGAUGAAUAACCUCCUAGCUUGGGUGCAGAUAGUGGAAAGAGGUUUUGUAGUUAAAUGUGCCACAUUCCCUUACAAUUUACUUUCUGGGUGUCUUUGCUUGUGGUAAGUAUAGCAAAAUGUUGUAUUUGUGGCACAUGGCAUAAUUGCUUCAUUUUGUGUACUUGAGCUGCCAGGCUCAGAUACUAGUUGAAUAUACCUCUUCUGCACCCAGAUUCCCCUUCAGGACAGAAGGACUUAUUCUCCCAAUUGCUGGUUGUGCUGCUGGUCAACCUACUGAUCAAACUACUGGCCAACCAGGUCACAGCUGCCAGCCCUCUUUGGGCAUUUCCUCUGCUGAAGAGCAUUGCCUCCCCAAGGUCACAUCCCCUUGCUGGAGCAGCCUGUAAACUUCUGGUUGAUGUGGGGGUACAAAGGCCUUGCCUAUUCACCCCAACUUGGGACACCUGUCCAGCUCCAGAGCCCCCCAUGGGGUCAGCUGAGGCCUCGAUAUGUCUGCAUUACAGCCUGUCUCUUCCCUCUGCCAGUCCUGCUUCCUUUACUCCAUUCCCAGGAGCACUUCUGUAAACUUCCUGCACGUGACCUUGGCUGCUUCCCGUGGAACCCAGCUGUAGCAGUGCCUCUGUACUUCUUGAGAGCUGCAGGCUCCAACCCUGACUUAGGAAACUAUUUUCUAAUUAUUUAGUGGAAUGAUAGAUUGUGCCUGUAUGAAUAUCAAGCACAACAAAUACAAAUUAGGUAGACCACCUGUUUAUUCUGAAUGUGUAUUUGCUAUUUAUUCUAAAUGCUGAUUUUAUGUAUUAUGUGGUACUGCUAAAUAAAAAGUUUGCAUUGUAUCAGCCAGUUUAUCGUAAGGUAGCUGUUUGGCGCGCUUAAGUCAGUGGCAAAGCCGUAUCUGAUUCUAAUGGCCCCAGAAAAGAUCGUCCCUGAGAGAAAGGGUGAAGGAUAUGGCUCUUUUCUCACUGCUUUCACCUCACCCACCCCCAGGAAGUACACCUCCUUUUUUUUGAGAGUUCGAAGACUGUGUAAGUUGGCUACAGACAGAAAACUUGGUGUGAGCACAGCCUUAGUGGGCAGCAGGUAACCGCCGUGUUCUCCCACAGGGCUGUUUCCUUCCUGAGGACAAGGAGAAACUGAUGGUUCACGUGUUCGUAAGCAAAUUAUCAGGGAAGCCAGAAAUUGGAAGCAAUGUGUUAAUGUUUAAAAUAUACUGAAUUAAGAGUAAAUGUUACGAAGUUGGAAUUGCUGGGUGGUGCAAACAGUUAACACGCUUGGCUGUUAACCUGAAGGUUGGAGGCUUGAAUCUAUGCAUAGGUGCCUCAGAAUUAAGUCCUGGCUAUCUACUUGUGAAUAAUCGGCCACUGAUAACCCUCCGGGGCACAGUUCUACUCUGUCCCGCGUGGGAUCACCAGGAUCUGCAACUGAUUUGACAGCAGUUAGUUAUGAAGUCAGUUUACUACUGGAUUUUGGAUAUAAAUAUUUUGAAGAACUUGUUUUUAAAAGUUUAAAUGUGUUUCGUUUUUAAAUGCUUCAAUGUUCUUGACCUCUCAUUGUGCUGAUAUCUUACUCCCUUCUCCCAGAAGCAUACCUAGUUAAAAAAUGUUUCAGAAUUUCUUUGUAACUAGCUCCAUGAGGUUGUUUUUUCCCCUCCCAGCUCACAGUCCAUAUCCCCGUCUUGAUAAGGCCUUUGCCGUUAGAGGUGUCCAGCAUUGGUAGCCUUGUCAUGUCCUCCCACUGUGUCCAGGGUACACCAGCUGGAGGGAACAGGGGGUAAUGGUCCAUGAGUGCAGCCCUUGUCUUGCUGUCCUCUGGGGUGGGGUCCGUUGACCCCACACUCCUCCAAGCUUCAUUUGGUGCACUGCUUUUUCCUCCUGAGGGCCUGCCAUGCACCCAGUACUGUUCUAGGAAUUGAACACCACAGACAAGGUCUCUGCCCCACGGAGGGCACGUUUGAUGGGAGCUCGUUGACUCCUGUCCCAGGGCUCAGAAUGGACGGGUAUGUUGUCAAGAGUGGGAAGGGUGAAAUGGUUAUUUCACAUCAGUGAACUGGUUACUAACCCAGACAGAGAGCCUGCUGUGAAUCUCCUCUUUCAUCUGGCUACCCCCAAAACCAAAAACCCACUGCUGUUGAGUUGAUUCUGACUCAGUGACCCUACAGGACAGAGUAGAACUGCCCCACAGGGCUUCCAAGGCUAUAAUCUUUACAGGAGCAGAAAA